AGGCUCCAGUCCGCUCCAUGCAGUGAGGAUAGAAUACGGGGCCGGUCGUGACCACCGGGAUGCUUUCACGUAACGCGCAUUUCAGUGUUGACCGAUGCUUGUCGGUAGCUCGGUGGCCAACGCGGCGGCAGGACGCACUGACGGCUCCGAGGUCAACUUGAAAAUUAACGGUAUCCGUCCGGCCCUGGUGGGACGUGCCAUGCACACUGGCUGGAGAUGAGAAUGAAACCCAGUCGCCAAUUCUUCCUGGGCCUGUGCUCCAUGCUGGCCCUGGGAUUCCUCUACUAUUCAGGGAGGAUCAGCUUACGAGGCUGGGGCCACGAUUCCUUGUAUGACCAACAAGGGUUCAUUCUAAAGCUGGAUGGUGUUAGUAUGCCGUUGGAGCUGAUGUACAAGUAUGGCAAUCUAAGCGAGGGGGCCUGUAAGCCUGGUUUUGCAGCUGCCAAGAUGACAGCCAUUUAUCCAAAGUUCACCAAACUGGCACCGAUGUUCCUCGACCCAAACUACAAACGAUUUUUUAAGAUCGGUGAUUACUCACCCCCAUUUGGUGUCAAAGCACAAGAGAAGAUCAUAGAUAUUCUCCUAUCUGCUACUAAGAGCUAUGGCCUUGGUGAAGAACUCGACAGCGCGAACUGUAAGACCUGCAUCGUCGUGGGCAACGGAGGGAUCCUGGCCAACAGGUCCCUGGGACAGAGGAUCGAUGAGUUCGAUGUGGUGGUCAGGUUGAACGAGGCUCCGGUGAGGGGCUUCGAGAGAGACGUCGGCUCCAAGACCACCAUGAGGAUCACCUACCCAGAGGGGGCGAUCCAAAAGACGGAGCGCUAUGAGGCUCAGUCCCUGUUCGUCCUCUCCGCCUUUAAAGAUCUGGACUUCAAGUGGCUCCGACACAUGGUCUUCAACCAGAGGCUGCGCAGCACUGAUGGGUUCUGGAAGUCGGUGGCCAGGUACGUUCCGAGGGACCCCGUGGACAUGCGCAUCCUGAACCCCUACUUCAUCCAGGAGGCCUCCUUCAAGCUCAUUGGCCUACCUCACAACAACGGACAGAUGGGCAGAGGGAAUAUUCCGACCCUGGGGACGGUCGCCAUAACGAUGGCCCUUCAUAACUGUGAUGAAGUAGCGGUGGCUGGAUUCGGCUACAACAUGAGCACCCCCCACGCCCCUCUGCACUACUACGAGAAGAUCAGAAUGGUGGCCAUCAAAGAGUCCUGGACCCACAACAUAUCGAGAGAGAAGGAGUUCCUGCUGAAGCUGGUGAAGGCUGGAGUCAUCCAAGACUUGACCAACGGGAUCUGCGGUGCGGGAUGCUGAUGGUCCUCGCUCAGCAUCACGAUGGAUGGACGCAGCACUGUGGUCACCUUCCACCUGCUCCAGCGCCUGAGAGAGAAACUCAAGGCUCUGUCGGCCGUGUUCCCAGCAGAGAGCAGCAGCUGUCACAUAAGACUGCAGUCAGUGCAGAGGGACAGGGUUUUAAAUGAGGCUCAUUGACGACAACACACUGCCCCAGUGUUGGAUAUUGACAUAUUGUAAGCAAUUGGCCUCUGUAUUUAGCUCGUCCUAGUUGCAGGUUAGUGUAUAUUCACAUGGAUUUGGUGCCCUGUGAUGGGGUCCAGGCUGCCCUCCUACGAGAACGACUGCAGGCUGCGGAGGGGAGGAUGAAGAUGUUGGGUUUAAGUAUUGAGCCUGUGCCAAGUUUACCUCUACAAGUGUCCUUCUGCUCACACCUCUGAAUGUAAUCUGCGUCAAACGUAUCGUCUCGUUUUGACUUUUAAAAAAAAAUGUCUUCCAGUUUCUGCGUUCAACAGGGUGCUCUGCACACUGCGUGAUCCCACCGUCCUGGACCAGACACCCGUGGGUAGAGCCACUCGAUAUCAGAGCAACAUGUGUGUAAGAAGUAUGUAUCAGUAUGAAGCGAGAAGGCUGGAGAACGCAUGAAAACCGUUCAAGUUUAUUUGCACAAUUAAAAAAAUUCAAACAUAAAAGAGAUGACAUAUUAUAUAGUCUCCUCCUAAAUACUGACAGCUCACCACACUGACUACUCGACAGAUGCAGAAGAGUCACACUGUGUUUGUUCCUCGCGAGGCAGCGUGGCACUACGACCCGACCCGCAGCAGGAAGUGCAGGAAUCCCCCCGGGAAUGUACAUAUUUAUUGGCUUCACUAAUGUUUAUGAUAAGAUGCAUUUAAUUUGCUCUUAACUUUGUCCUAACACAUACACUGUCGCUCUAAAGUGUGGAAUCAGCUGGUAAAUUGAUAUUGUUCUUUACUUUAAUUAUUAAGUUUAUUUAAUAACUAGUAUAACGUGUAUUUUGGUGCCCUGUUAAGAAUGUCGACUGGAUCGCAUCUGUUUCCAACUUUAGGUCGGGCGAAUUGAUCUGCUUGCAUGACUGAUGUGUGAAUCAUAUCACAAACCUGCUCGUCACACAGGUUAGCUGGAUUUAAUUGUGGGGGAUUUGACACGUCUGGAAUUUUCUAAUUCUUCAACGCUCACACUGAAUUAUUUUCCGGCUGUUAUCAGAGCAACGCGUUGUGACAAGGUCAAGGUGAAGCCCAAACAUGAAGUCAGUUUGAGAUACAAAUGACUAUUAUCAUUAUGGUCAUCAAAUCAAAUGUUCCAUAAACCCUGAGGCUGUGUUGGGACAGCAUUUAUAUAGCGCUUUUCUCGUCAUUGUGACCCCUCUAAGUCACCCAUGGUGUCCCCCAGGGUCCAGUGCUUGGUCCCCUUCUCUUCAUCCUCUACACGCUCCCACAUGACAGAUCCUCCACCGCUAUUGCCUUCAGUUGCACUGUUAUGCUGAUGUUAACUUUACCUCUCCUCCAAGACCAUCACUGCUGCCCCAUGUCAAGCACAUUACCCAAACAGCCUUCCUCCACCUCCGUCACGUAACAAGGCCCUCGACAACCUGGCUUCCCCUGACCUGUCUGACCUCUUCCAUCAGCACCGCUCCCUCCCCAGGCCUCAGGUCCGUUGAUUUCAACCUCCUGCAACUUUUGAAAACCAAGCAUCAAAACUGGGGUGACGGGGUGUUUACAGCGGUCGCCUCCUCUCCGGAACUCUUUCCAAAACCACAUCAAAAAAGCCAUCGCAUUGUCGACAAUCUAAGAGUCCCUCAUUAGAAUCUUGUGUUUUUGAAAAGCGCUAUAUAAACCUGAUGUAUUAUUACGACACAAGCCAGCAUGUUUUACAUGAAGGCAGCAGGGAUCCUACCAUCCAAAAAUGGCUUGAGGUGCGCCGGAUGCCGGUUUGGCGUUGCUGUGGCCUGAGCAGUGUUGUGCUGAUGCUGGCUUCAAACUCACUGUGAUCUUUCGCUCUUCUAAUCAAUGCCCAACACCAAAACGUCCCCCACAAUCUCUUCACUCGGCCCUGCCCAGGGCUGCUUUCUCAGGCACCCAGACAUCAGACACAGUCGGUGUUAUUAAAGACAUGAAUUGAGCUUUAUGAAUCUAUCACUUUAUUCACUCAAAUCAACUGUCUCGUGAAAUUUGUUUGUGUUGCUUUGUGCCCUCUGGCAAUGUGUGUGCUCACCUCGCUGUCGGUUUUUGUGGACUUGACGCUGGUCAGAUGCUCGAGCCAAAGUAUUCAUAUAUUUAUUGUAGGCUGUGCAAAAGAACGUAUUAAAUAAUAAAGAUAUAAGUGAUGCUGUA
Pseudoliparis swirei is the source of this 3641-nucleotide messenger RNA. It is a transcript of the gene st3gal3a, whose product is annotated as ST3 beta-galactoside alpha-2,3-sialyltransferase 3a. The record is from RefSeq and is a predicted model, not a curated record. The transcript has 11 exons. Bases 217 to 1308 code for a protein of 363 amino acids. NCBI's taxonomy places the organism in Eukaryota, Metazoa, Chordata, Actinopteri, Perciformes, Liparidae. Gene Ontology annotation, molecular function: sialyltransferase activity.